AUGCCUCGUGCCAGCGCAAUACCUCGUCGCCACUCCACAACUUCGUUCACUGGCAAUGAUUCGGGCACCGAGAGCUGCUCAACGGUUGGGGCAACUCCACCGUCCGACGAGGCGAGCGACACGUUCCUAAUGUCCCAGGGACGUAAUUCCGACCUCAUUCGCCUAAACCUUCAAUUAGCAACACACACGCAACUCCUGAUCCUCAAACGAGGCGUGGGCCGUUUGACGGGCAGGCUGCAGUCUUGA
Letharia columbiana is the source of this 246-nucleotide messenger RNA. RefSeq lists its product as uncharacterized. Lineage: Eukaryota; Fungi; Ascomycota; Lecanoromycetes; Lecanorales; Parmeliaceae. Bases 1 to 246 code for a protein of 81 amino acids. The transcript has a single exon. The record is from RefSeq and is a predicted model, not a curated record.